Priceomyces carsonii is the source of this 1506-nucleotide messenger RNA. RefSeq lists its product as uncharacterized. The coding region runs from base 1 to 1506 and encodes 501 amino acids. Lineage: Eukaryota; Fungi; Ascomycota; Pichiomycetes; Serinales; Debaryomycetaceae. The record is from RefSeq and is a predicted model, not a curated record. The transcript has a single exon.
AUGUUAUUAGAUACGAACGCAAUAUUGCUCCUUGCUUUCCUUGGAUUCUUCAAAAUAACUGUUGAUUGGUUAUUGGAUAGAUCUAAGGAUGUACAUGAAAUUUAUCUAACGCAACAGUCAACUGUGGAAUCAACAAGGGAGGCAGAUGAGACUGCAGUUCACAAAAGCAAUAAAUUGGAUUAUUCCAAUGGGUUGAGAGUGGGCCUUGACAUCAGAUAUGACCACUAUAAGCUCAGAAAUGGAAAUUUGUGCGAUGUUUGGGAAGUCUUGAUAAACAGUUUGAAAAAAAAUGAUGAGAAAACCAUUGAAAUUUAUAAGAAAAAGAUUUUGGUUAGUGAAUUGAACUUCAAGGUAGAAUGUCUUCAACAUUAUUUUAAAUCUAGGGGAAUAAAAAAGGUCGGGAUCCACAUCAAGCAUUUCAUUAAAUCUGAGGCCGUUUUAGUUAUUAUAAUGGCCUGCUUUAUUAAUCAAACUCUUGUCAACUUAUAUGAUGACAUAGACGUAACUGAGGGAGUUGAUCUAUAUUUUGGGGAACUAAAACAAGAAAAUAGCCUAUCUUUGGAUCCGAACGGAAAUAGAUCGGUGUAUGAAAUUUUAGAAGAAGGCAAAUCUACCACUUUCGAAAACAUUUAUACCUUCAAAAAAGACAAAGGUGUAGCAUUAACCUUAACAAGAAAAAUUAACGAAAAGUUUCUGUCUUCAACAAGUUUCACUCAGCUUAAUUUGAUUAGCGGUCUUGCUUCUUCCAUAAAACACUUACCAAAUAAGCAUUCCAUAGAUGAGAAUGAUAGAUUAUUAAUUAUACAAUCAUCCAAUGCAUCUAACGAAGAGAUUUUAAAUGAGCUAAUCAAAAUAUUAAUGUCAUUUACAACAAAUUGUGAUUUGACAAUAGCUGGCUCGAUGAAAUGGGAAGAUGUAAAGUCAUAUAGUCCCACUGUUUUGUCUCUCUCUGAAUCAGAAUUUGCCGCAACGUGUUCAUUGGAUGAGAUGAAGAGAACUUUAACGACCAUCCAAAAAGUGAAGCACUAUAUUAAAUGUCGUUUCCUUGAAAGAGAAAUAUUUUCACGGCUUCAAGUUUUUCCCUGUUCGAUAAGGUUGAUAUACUUGCAUAAAUCAGUCGGCUCGAAAUAUUUGUUGUCUCUAGCUGAAAUUAACGAGUAUCGCUCACUAUUAAACUCGCGAAUCAUAUUGGAAUCAGGUUAUUAUAGGAUAGCAGGCCCAUUCAUUCUUACAGACUUUUAUGAUUAUAGAUUACUACCCAUCCAGUACAAAAACAUUAUGGGAUAUGGUUGCUUAUCGCAGUCUGUUGAAAUUAAAGUCAUCAAUAAGGAUAAUAUUGGCACAGUUUUGAUAAGAGGUUAUACAAUCGGUAAAACAACGAUGCAGUUUUCUUCUAUGCCGAAUGAGAAAAGAACCGAAGGUAAUGAAUCUAACUGUGGGUAUAUGCCUCUCAGUGAUGUCAAAGGAAAAUUUGGUACCGAUGGUUGUUUAUAUAUAUAUAGAUAG